AUGGAUCAGUCCUUGAAGGAGCAUAGCACAUCAUCUACAGGGAUGCAAGAUACUUUGACAACUGUCCACUGGAUUCAUCAUGCUCUAGGAACGUUGGUCCCAAAGAGCAUUCGACCACAGCAGAGACCAGAUUCACUUGAGUCCACAGGAUCAGGAUACCAAGAUGAACGACAGGACCAUACCCCGAAUGGAGAACCGUCCAAAGCUAUGGCAGCCUCGUCCGUGGCAACUAGCACUCCCGCCAUUACUAGCAGGUCUUCCACAUCUGUCUUCAAUGGCAGGACCUCCAUCGCAGCAGCCACAGUCCUAGGCAUCAUCACCUUCGCCGCCCUCCUCUUCCUCGCCAUUUGGUACCUCCGACACCACAGACGACGCAGAAAACACAAACUGCUGACCCAAAACCAAGACUUCGGGCAGUCAGAGAUUACCCUCGGCGAAGAUACCAGCAAGACCCUGGAUGAUUUCCUCAUGAAGGACGUCCCGCUUGAACGAACCUCUUUCAUGUUCAGUCGCAGCCGGUCGCCCUCCAUCACCUUUGUGGUUGAUGAAGCCGAGCGACCUAGCCUGAACAAGGCCCGCAACAGCUACGGCGCUUUGAGCAGUAGCCAGACCAAGCUGGAGUCACUGACUCGCAUCUCAACGGAUGGAACACGGCCAAGUCUCCUUUCAUCGGAGUUGACGAUGCCGACCUCACAGAGCGCCUCGGUAAACUCCUCGUCCAAGCCGGCAUCUACCAACUCGGCAACACCCCGAGCAUCACCUCGAGUAUCAGUGUCUUCAUCGCAGCUGUGGACCACAAUUACCAGUUCAACGGACUGCCCCUCCACCAUCACUCAAGAACAGCCAUCCACCGCACCGCCAACAUCCCGAUCAUCGCAGGUCUGGACCACAACCACCGGUUCAACCGAGAACAACAGUUCCAUGACCAGUCCAGAUAAUCGGUCUCGUCUGUCAAACGGCUCGCGAGCUUCAAGUCGGCUGUCGGCGCAGAGUCCGCUGCGAGGUGGUGUUCGGCUGAGCAACGCUGAAAGUACGGGGUUGAGACGUUAUCAGCGUCGCUCGCAGAGCCGGUCAUCGCAGAAUACGGUCGUUCCAGUAUCUCCAACUGCGGAGUCUGGGUCUAGUGGUUCGGGCCAGUUGCCUUCUAUCCAGUCGACUCCGUCGCCUUUGUUCCGUUCUUCGGAGAGUUGA
This is a messenger RNA of Penicillium daleae, 1191 nucleotides long. RefSeq lists its product as uncharacterized. The coding region runs from base 1 to 1191 and encodes 396 amino acids. Lineage: Eukaryota; Fungi; Ascomycota; Eurotiomycetes; Eurotiales; Aspergillaceae. The record is from RefSeq and is a predicted model, not a curated record. The transcript has a single exon.